AUGUCAAUCUUGAUCUAUUUCCUCUGUCUUUUACCUAUUUUCUUGGUUUCUUUAUCAAUCUUCACAAAGAAGCUCAAACCCUCAAAAUGGAAGCUUCCUCCAAGCCCCAAGACACUUCCGAUCAUCGGAAACUUACACAACCUCAAAGGAUUGCCUCACGAAUGUUUUCGAAAUCUCUCUCAAAGGUACGGACCAGUGAUGCUUCUCCGUUUCGGAUUCGUUCCAGUUGUUGUGAUCUCAUCGAGAGAAGGUGCAGAAGAAGCUCUCAAGACCCAAGAUCUCGAAUGUUGCAGCCGACCAGAGACGGUCUCGACCCGAAUGAUCUCUUACAACUUCAAAGACAUCGGUUUCGCGCCUUACGGUGAGGAAUGGAAAGCUUUAAGGAAGCUCGUGGUUAUGGAACUCUUGAACAUGAAAAAGUUUCAGACUUUUAGGUAUAUUAGAGAGGAAGAGAAUGACUUGUUUGUCAAGAAACUAACCGAAUCUGCUCUGACACGAACCCGGGUGAAUCUGAAGAAGACGUUAUUCACGCUUGUCGCGAGUAUCAUCUGCAGGCUCGCGUUUGGGAUAGAUAUCCACAAGUGCGAGUUCAUCAACGAGGACAGUGUAGAGGAUCUUGUUCACAAGUUUGAUUUAGUCAUGGAGACUAUUGCGUUCGCUGAUUUCUUCCCUCGUGUCGGGUGGCUUAUCGACCGGAUUUCUGGCCAGAACAAGAUAUUGAACAAUGUUUUCACGGAACUCGACACGUUCUUCCAGAAUAUUCUCGACGAACAUCUUAAGCCUGGAAGAACAGUAUCAGAGAGCUCUGAUGUCGUUGAUGUGAUGGUUGAUCUGAUGAAGAAACAUGAGAAAGAUGGAGACUCUUUCAAGCUCACUACAGAUCAUUUCAAAGGAAUCAUCUCGGACUUGUUUCUUGCAGGAGUAAACACAAGCGUCAUCACAUUGAUUUGGGCGAUGACAGAGCUGAUCCGAAACCCGAGAGUGAUGAAGAAAGUGCAAGACGAGAUUCGGACAACACUUGGGGACAAGAAAGAGAGAAUCACGGAAGAUGAUACAAACAAGCUUCACUACUUCAAGCUCGUGAUCAAGGAGACAUUCAGGUUACACCCAGCAGCUCCACUUUUGCUCCCAAGAGAGACAAUGUCUGACAUCAAGAUCCAAGGCUACGAUAUCCCCGCAAAAACCCAAAUGAUGAUCAACAUUUACUUGAUAGCUCGCGAUCCAAAGUUCUGGACAAACCCUGAUGAGUUUGACCCUGAAAGAUUUCUCGACAGUUCCAUAGAUUACAGGGGACUGGAUUUUGAGCUUUUACCGUUUGGUUCUGGCCGGAGAAUAUGUCCUGGAAUGAAUAUGGGAAUCGCCACAGUCGAAUUGGGACUGUUGAAUAUGCUUUACUUCUUCGAUUGGGGAUUACCUGAAGGGAAAACUACUAAAGACAUGGACUUGGAAGAAACCGGAUCAAUCAUUAUCAGCAAGAAAACAACUCUUGAGCUUGUUCCCCUUCUUCAUUACUGA
Molecule: messenger RNA, 1515 nt
Organism: Arabis nemorensis
Lineage: Eukaryota; Viridiplantae; Streptophyta; Magnoliopsida; Brassicales; Brassicaceae
Source: the annotation of a GenBank genome assembly